Molecule: messenger RNA, 5896 nt
Organism: Pantherophis guttatus
Lineage: Eukaryota; Metazoa; Chordata; Lepidosauria; Squamata; Colubridae
Gene: KDR
Product: kinase insert domain receptor
Biological process (GO): positive regulation of kinase activity; protein phosphorylation; regulation of MAPK cascade
Cellular component (GO): signaling receptor complex; plasma membrane
Molecular function (GO): vascular endothelial growth factor receptor activity; growth factor binding; ATP binding
Source: RefSeq, a predicted model, not a curated record
GGAAGGAGGAGCGCGUCGCCCGGCCUUAGCGCUCCUGGGGGAUCCCGAUCCUCCUGGAUCCCGCCCGCGAAGGGGGGGUUCGGCUGAAAUCCGCGGGUGUUUCGGCUGGAAGGCUCGUCCCGUCUCUUGGGAGCCGAAACGCGAUGGAGUUGGCGGCGGGAGCGGGGCUGUUUCUCGCGCUGUGCUUCGCUGCCGAGCCCUGCCUGGGGGAUUCGGGUUCAUUUAGUUCUUCGGAUCCACCGUCUCUUAGCAUCCAAAAACAUAUGAUUACGAUCGCUGCAAAUGAUACGUUACAGAUUACUUGCAGUGGUGAGAGGGCUUUGGAUUGGCUUUUGCCUAACAACCAAACCAGCAUCGAAAACCGAAUCGUGCUGACUGAGUGUGCCAGCGACACCUAUUGUAAGAUGCUCACCCUGACGGAAGCAAUAGGCAACGACACAGGGUCCUACAAGUGUUUUUACCAAGACAACCUCGCCUCAUCAAGCAUUUAUGUUUAUGUACAAGAUUACAGAUCUCCAUUUGUGAUGUCAGCCAGCGAGCCAGGAGCUGUGUAUAUAACCGGAAACAAAACUGUAGUGAUUCCAUGUCUCGGAUCCUCAUCGAACCUGAACAUAUCACUCCAUUCAAAAUAUCCAGAGAAAACGUUUGUUCCUGAUGGGAAGUCAGUUACAUGGGAUAAUCAGAAAGGUUUCACAAUUCCCACUAACAUGAUCAGUGACGUAGGAAUAGUCUUUUGCAAAACUAAGAUAGAUGGUGAAAGCUAUCAAUCGGUGAUGUACGUCGUGGUCGUUUUAGGAUAUAAAAUCCAUGAGCUUAGUAUGAGCCCCCUGCACCAAGUAGAGCUGGCAGCGGGAGAGAAACUAUCCUUAAAUUGCACAGCAAGGACCGAGCUGAAUGUGAGAAUUGAGUUUCAGUGGGAUUUCCCUUCGAAACAGAAAAUGAACGCUGCAUUCAAGGAAGGGAUGACAGCCUUGGGCAGUGAAAUGAAGAAGUUUGUGAGCACCCUCACCAUCGAACACGUGACUUUAAGCGACGGGGGUCUGUAUAUCUGCACGGCCACCAGUAGCCAGAUGACAAGGAAACACAAAAUUAAUGUCAUUGUUCACGAAAAGCCUUUUCUCUUUUUGGGCAAAAUGCCACUUCUGGUGGAGACCAUUCUCAGAGAACCAGCUAAAGUGCCUGUAAUAUUCAAAGCAUAUCCACUCCCAGAAGCAAAAUGGUAUAAAAACGGAGAAGCCAUUGUUGCAAAUCGUACGGUGAAACUUGGUUACUCUUUAAUCAUUACUGAAAUGAGUGAAAAAGAUGCUGGGAAUUACACUGUUGUGCUGACCAAUCCCAUUAACCAGCAGCGUGAAAAGCACACGUUCCAUCUGGUGGUAAACGUUCCACCUCAAAUCGGGGAGAAUGCUCUCCUUUCGUCUGUGGAUUCCUACAAGUAUGGCUCCACCCAAACUCUCACGUGCACAGUGUAUGCGGUCCCAAGGGUGAGCCACAUUCAGUGGUACUGGCAACUGGAGGAAGAAUGCACUUUCAAUCCACACCAAGCUGGAAUGGGGAAUAAUCCCUAUGCGUGUAAGAAAUGGAAAACCAUAGCAGACCGAAGAGGAGGAAAUCAGAUUGAGAUCUUAAAAGAUCAAUUUGUUGCUAUUGCUGGGAAAAUGAAGACGGUUAGCAGCCUCACCGUUCAAGCAGCAAAUGUGUCCACCUUGUACAGAUGCGUAGCGAAUAAUAAAGCUGGAGAAGGUGAACGAAUCAUCUCCUUUCAUGUCACUAGAGGCCUUGAGAUCAGCCUUCAGCCUCAAGGCCAGCCUACUAAGAAGCACAACGUAACCUUGCAAUGCACCGCUGGCAAGCACACCUAUGAAAGCCUUACCUGGUUUAAAUUCAGCCCUCGGGUUUCAGGGACUCGCCUGGAUAGACUGCCUAUGCCUGUGUGCAAGAAUUUGGAGGCCCUCCAGAAACUGAACGGCACCACCGUAAAGGCGAAUAGGGAGACCGUUACCCUGAGUCUCUUUCUCCACAAUAUCACCCUCCAAGAUAGCGGGGAGUACGUGUGCAUCGCUCUGGACAGAAAGAGCAAAACUCGGCACUGCCUUGUCAAACAUCUCACGGUUUACGAACCAGUGGCACCCGCAAUUACAGGACACCCUCAGAAUCAGACAACGAACAUCGGCGAAACAAUAGAAGUUGUUUGCACAGCAAGUGGAAUUCCUUCCCCACAUAUCACUUGGUUUAAAAACAAUAAUUCUCUUAUUGAAGACUCAGGUAUUGUCCUGAAAGAUGGGAAUCAACGGCUCACCAUACGAAGAGUGAGAAAGGAAGAUGAAGGUCUUUACAUGUGCCACGCCUGCAAUGUCCUGGGUUGUACGAAGGCAGCUGCCUUUUUUGAGGUGGAAGGGACUGAUGAGAAAACAAACCUUGAGCUCAUUAUUCUUGUCGGAACAGCGAUCAUUGCCAUGUUCUUCUGGGUGCUCCUCGUAAUCAUCCUGCGGACUGUGAAACGGGCCAAUGGAGGAGAACUGAAAACUGGCUACCUGUCUAUCAUCAUGGAUCCUGAUGAAGUCCCUAUGGAUGAGCAGUGUGAACGUCUCGCUUACGAUGCCAAUAGAUGGGAAUUCCCUCGGGAUAGGCUGAAGCUAGGAAAGCCACUUGGUCGAGGAGCGUUUGGUCAAGUGAUUGAAGCUGACGCAUUUGGAAUUGACAAAACGACUACUUGUAGCACUGUAGCAGUCAAAAUGCUUAAAGAGGGUGCAACGCACAGUGAGCAUCGGGCCUUGAUGUCUGAACUCAAAAUUCUUAUUCAUAUUGGCCAUCAUCUCAAUGUAGUCAACCUACUUGGAGCUUGCACAAAGCCAGGAGGUCCACUCAUGGUGAUUGUGGAAUACUGCAAGUUUGGAAAUUUGUCUGUCUACUUAAGAAGCAAGCGAAAUGAUUUUGUCCCAUACAAGAGCAAUAAUAUCAGAUCUGGGCGAGGACACAGUGACUUCUCUGCAGACCUAAAGAAACGCUUGGAUAGCAUUGCAAGCAGCCAGAGCUCAGCGAGUUCAGGUUUUGGCGAGGAGCGAUCCCUCAGUGAAGUGGAAGAAGGAGAAAGAACAUCAGAAGAUCCUUGCAAAGCUUCUCUGAGCCUAGAGGACCUCAUCUGCUACAGCUUCCAGGUGGCUCGGGGGAUGGAAUUCCUGGCGUCCCGGAAAUGUAUACACCGAGAUUUGGCUGCUCGCAAUAUCCUUUUAUCGGAGAACAACGUGGUCAAAAUCUGUGAUUUUGGACUGGCUCGAGAUAUCUACAAAGAUCCAGAUUAUGUCAGGAAAGGAGAUGCUAGACUACCCCUUAAAUGGAUGGCUCCAGAAACCAUUUUUGAUCGUGUAUACACAAUUCAAAGUGAUGUAUGGUCUUUUGGUGUGUUGCUGUGGGAAAUAUUUUCAUUAGGGGCCUCGCCAUACCCAGGUGUAAAAAUUGAUGAAGAUUUCUGUAGAAGAUUGAAAGAAGGAACGCGGAUGAGGCCACCAGAUUAUACAACGCCUGAAAUGUAUCAGACAAUGUUGGACUGCUGGCAUGGUGAACCCAAACAAAGACCGACCUUCUCAGAUUUGGUGGAGAGCUUAGGGAAUUUACUGCAAGCUAAUGUUCACAAGGAUGGUAAAGACUAUGUUGUCCUUCCCCAAGUUAUGUUGCUCCAUACUGAAGAAGAUUCUGGACUCUCCUUGCCAACGUCACCUGUUUCCUGCAAGGAAGAAGAGGAAGUAUGCGAUUCUCAGUUCCCUUAUGACAGCACGUCGCAAACAAGUCAGCAUCGCACAGGAAGUAAAAGGAGCAGUCGUCCUGUGAGUGUUAAGACUUUUGAAUCUGUGCCUGUAGAACCAACCAUAAAAGUGGUUCAAGAUGAAAAUCAGACAGACAGUGGGAUGAUUCUCGCAUCCGAAGAACUAAAGGCAUUAGAAGAGAAAGCUAAAGAACUGGCAUUGCCGUUCAGUGGGCUGAUUUCCAGUAAAAGCCACGAAUCUGUUAUGUCUGAAGCUUCAAAUCCCACCAGCGGCUACCAGUCAGGCUAUCAUUCAGAUGACAUGGACAUUACCAUUUAUCCUAGUGAAGAAACAGAACUCUUAAUGCUCAGGGACGACGCUUCUCAGACCUGCUUCGUUGCCUAUGGCCCUGCUAUCUCUCUGAGUUCACAGUCUGUAUAAGGACUUCUCAGAAAAUGGCAACAACUGGAACUUAUACCAAACAUUGCCUUGUCCUGAAACCCAUUGUAUUCAUACCCAGAAUACAGGAGGGGAGAAAAAUAUGAAUUUUCCCAUUAUUAUUAUUUUUUUUAUGAUUAAAAAGAAGAAGAAAUUGCAAUAAGGAAUCCUCUGGAAGCAAUGCAAGACUUUGAGAGAGCUUGAAGAUAUAUCAGGCAUUGCUGAAAGUCAUAGAUGAUCGUUUCAUCAUCAGUUUGAACACAAGAACAUCGUGAAAUCUGAUAAGGAGGCCCUCUUUCUAUGCAGUUACAUGAAGAUGGAAAUAGGCUCAGUCAGAACCAGUAUUUCUACCAGUUUGCCCCAGUUCAGGCGGUUCGGUAGCGGUGGUGGGAGGGUCCACCGGUCAGAAUCCUUUGAAUUUGGGGUUGGUCAGCAAUGAGGUUUCAGAAGUGUGGUCAGUGGAACCUAAGACAGCAUCUGCCUUUCCUAACUCCUCUUUCAUGUUUAUCUCUUCCAUUGAAGGACCUUUCCUGUCUAAAUCUUGCUGUUAAAAGUAAGCCACUAAAAGCUACUGAAGAGCAGGGCAACUGGCUUUGUGAAAAUCUCUGUUUUUACUCCCUAGGCCUUGAUGUAUUUUUGAUCCUUUCCAAGAAGGCUUCCUACUGAAAUGAGCCUCCUUGAGAGGCUUGAGAAAUGCUUAAAAAUUAGCAAAUAAUCCCAGAGUUUAACCAUUAUUCACCAAAGAAUGUUGGUGAACAUUCCUUUAUUUGAUCAGUGUUGUAUGGUUCUUAAGAUGCAGACACGUAUUAUUAUUAUUAUUAUUGAAACAGCCACCUUGAUAAAAUAACCUCUUGUAACGCAGCCAAGCAAAUUGUCCAUAAAACCAGUUUUAUCACUGAGAUAACAGAGUUGGAAGGGACCUUGGAGCAGGGCUGGGCUGCUGGGGGUUCGCAAGGGUUCGGGAGAACCUCUAGCUAAGAUUCUGUGCAGUUCGGAGAACCCUCACAUCCCACUCCUGGCUGGCCCCACCCAUCCCUACCCCUCCCAUGAGUCCCCACAUGGCCCAUUGUGGAUGCAUGUAAGUGUAGGUCGCGUGCAGAGCCUUGGGGAGGGCGAAAAACGGGCCUACCGGAAGUUCAGGAAGGCUGGAAACAGGCCUGUUUCUGGCCUCCCGAGGGGCCUUCAGAGCCUGGGGAGGCCGUUUUUGCCCUCUGGAGCCUGGGGAGGGCAAAAACACCUCCCCACCAUGUUGCAGGAGGCCGACUAGGCCACACCCACCAUGGCCACGCCCACCCAGCAACCGGGCAGAGAACCCCUUGCUAAAAUUUUUGAAGCCCACCCCUGCCUUGGAGGUCUUCUAGUCCGACCGCCUGCUCGAGCAGGAGUCCCUCUACCAUUUCUAGCUGCUCAGAAUGUCGUGAUGGACCUUUCAAGUGGAAAGAUUCCAAAAUUUGGUCACCUAAUAACAUGUGACAUUUACAUUGAAAGACUUUUCUUUACAGAAAGUAUCAUGAAGCUAUUUUGACUAGGGUUGUCUUUGGUUACUUUUAUAUUUUUCAUUCAGGGUUUUGUAUUUUGUUUAAUAUUUCAGGCAGAACAAAUCCAUGAAUUAACAAAAAUUUAAACGGCACAAAUGCGGUAUUUAUAGUCUGGAUAUGUAGAAAGAAUUGUAAUAUAUUAUGAGAAUAAAUAAAUAAAUAUAUUGUAUAAUGAAA